Microplitis demolitor is the source of this 989-nucleotide messenger RNA. RefSeq names its product apolipoprotein D. NCBI's taxonomy places the organism in Eukaryota, Metazoa, Arthropoda, Insecta, Hymenoptera, Braconidae. The transcript is spliced from 4 exons. The record is from RefSeq and is a predicted model, not a curated record. Gene Ontology annotation, molecular function: pigment binding. Bases 70 to 627 code for a protein of 185 amino acids.
CCGAUAUUGUCGGAAAAAUUUGUUAACCAUAUUUGUGUUUAAGUGAAUAUCUAAGAGACAACAGUAACUAUGUUGCGUGGUUUAAUCAUUUUUUGUUUGAUUACGGGAACUUUUACUUCCGGCCCAUUCUAUCGUGGUCGCUGUCCAUCGCCAACAGUAGAGCCAGUAGAUUUAGAAAGAUACGCCGGAGAGUGGCGCGAAUAUCAAACAAAUCAAAAUAAUUGGGAUAAUGCAUCAAGAUGCACUACAUCCUUUUGGACGAAGCCUGAAAACGAAGUUUCUACAGUGUUCGUCACUGGAAUACCUACGAUUGGUGGUGACAACUCAACAAUAAUUGGUAAAGGAGCUAAUAAUGAUCGUAAUUUAGGAGUAACUUUCCAUUUUCCUGUUUUGGGUGCAUUAUAUGACGAAUACUGGGUUCUCAAUACCGACUAUGAAAAUUAUUCCAUUACUUUUGCUUGUACAGACCAUGGAUUGUUUUCUACUAUAAAACUUUACAUAUUUACAAGAGAAAAAGUACCUGCACUUGAUGUUCAAAAAAUUGGCGAAGAGACCUACAAAAAUUAUGGACUUCCUAUAGAACCUAUGGUAACAAUCGAUCAGAAUAAUUGUCCGGAUAUUUAUUAAUUUUAAUAGAACUAUUUUUUGUUCUUUUCUAUUAAUGAAUUUUUCGCGUUCAUUAACACUGUGUCAGUUUUCAAAUCAAAUUGUUAUUUAAUUUUAUUUUCAGUAAAUAAUAAAUUUAUUUACCGAAUAAUUUUUUAUAUUCAAGUAAUACAAUUUGAAUAUUUAUGUGCGUUCUUAAAAGAAUAUCAUAUUUUAUCAACCUAAUUAUGUUUUUUAUCACGCUCGCAAUUAAAAAGCUGAAGCUAUUGCAUGAUAACAAUUACUGUAAUUAUCUAUUACGUAUAGUCAUUUUUUUUUUGUGACCAUCGUAUGUGCAACCAGCUAAAUAAAGUUUUUGUUCAACGUAAUUUUGUUAAGUUAAU